ACCGCUCACCUGCAGUCUCUGCUCGUACAUGGAGCGAAGAUGUGGACUCUUCUAGUAGUUGUUACAUGUUGUGUCAGCACUGUGCUGCCGGCCAAACAUUUGCCCAAAUGGAAGAAGCAGACGGUACGUAUUCGACAGGCGUGUGAGCUGCCGGCAGUGCAGAGUGAGCACAGCCACUACAUCUGCGAUGACAAAGGGGAGCCAAAGUGCCUGCCUGGCUGGCAGGGAGACCUCUGCGAUGUACCUAUUUGCAAGAAAGGAUGUGAUCCCUUGCAAGGAUACUGCAAGCGCCCAGGCGAGUGUCGCUGCAAGCUUGGUUUCUACGGCGACCGCUGCAACAAGUGCAUCCCCCUGCCUGGCUGUCAGCACGGCUACUGCAACGAGUCCUUCGAGUGCAUCUGCAAGGAGGGAUGGGACGGACUGUUCUGCUCUGAACCGAUUUGUCGGUCUGACUGUCACGCGACUCGAGGUUUUUGCGAUUCGCCUGGGGAGUGUCGGUGCAAGCUGGGCUGGGCGGGGCCAACGUGUCGCUCGUGCCAGCAGCUGCCGGGGUGCCAACAUGGCUACUGCGACAAGCCACUAGAGUGCAAGUGUCUGCCGGGAUACACUGGGCUGCUGUGUCAGACUCCUAUCUGCGCCUCUGGGUGUCACGCUGAGCGGGGUUACUGCCGUCGUCCUGGCGAGUGUCGCUGCAAGGUGGGCUGGACAGGCGCCUUCUGCGGGGAGUGCCACCGGUACCCUGGUUGCGUGCACGGUACCUGCAACAAACCCUGGGAGUGUCUAUGCGAACCCGGCUGGGGAGGCAUGCUUUGUGAUGAAGAACUGAACUACUGCGAGAAGAACCCAGAUACGUGCCAGAAUGGUGGUAAAUGUAUAUCUCUGGAGUCUGGCGACGGAUUCUUCAAGUGUUACUGUCAGCCAGGCAUCACGGGCAAGCAUUGUGAGAUCGUGCCUGAAAUCGCAACACCGGCCAACGCUACAGUGACCGAAGAAACGAGUUCGGAAAAUCUGACCGUGGUCGGAGUUGAGACUUCCUCAGAAGUGGGGAGUACAGAGCCCAACAGUGGGGAUAAUGAGACUGAGUGAUUUGUAGGCGAUUAGCAGUCAUAUUGUAAGUUAGGUAGUACAUUAUUUAUUUGUAGAAAUUUAAAUGAGUGCUCAUACUCGCUUAUUGUAUUAGACAUCGACUGAGAUUUGUCUCGAGGCACACUGCACAUUACUUAUUAAGUGUUUAACAAGAAAUAAUUAGAAACAACAUUGAUUUUGGCAUAAUAACAACUCGAUAACUGUGAAUCUAUCGAACUAUAAGAUUUGUUUAUGAUAAAUCAUACCACUGUAUUGUUAUAUAGUAAUAUGGACAAGAAACAUUUUUGUCUACAUUUAUGUGAAAUGUAAACUAUCAUUGAAAGAUUUCUAAAAGUUGCCAGUAAUGUGCUCCUUGUUUCACUAUAAAACGCCUAUCCUAAAUAGGUACCCUCCAUUAAAACAUGAUUGAAACCGCUUUGAUUGUGUCCAUAAUAAAGUAACUGCAGAGUAACGUAAUAAUGUUAUGUUUAAACAAGUUGGUUGGUUUAAAUUAUGCUUGGACUAUGUUCGUGUCUGGAAAACGAUAGAUAAUCAUAGGCCUAGUGUGUUAGCUACUCAAAGAAUAUACAAAUCAUAUUAUGUAUUGAUCAUCAAUAACCUAUAAGUGGCCACUGCUGACCAAAGGCGUCUUCUCGCACGGAGAACGUUUGAGCAUUAAUCACCACACUUG
This is a messenger RNA of Spodoptera litura, 1756 nucleotides long. RefSeq lists its product as uncharacterized. NCBI's taxonomy places the organism in Eukaryota, Metazoa, Arthropoda, Insecta, Lepidoptera, Noctuidae. Gene Ontology annotation, cellular component: plasma membrane; extracellular region; cell surface. Gene Ontology annotation, molecular function: calcium ion binding; Notch binding. Gene Ontology annotation, biological process: cell communication; anatomical structure development; negative regulation of Notch signaling pathway. The record is from RefSeq and is a predicted model, not a curated record.